Messenger RNA from Zea mays, 1019 nucleotides. RefSeq lists its product as uncharacterized. The record is from RefSeq and is marked validated. The transcript is spliced from 2 exons. The coding region runs from base 301 to 708 and encodes 135 amino acids. Lineage: Eukaryota; Viridiplantae; Streptophyta; Magnoliopsida; Poales; Poaceae.
CGCACACAGCCUCCUCUUCUGCUCCUUGUCUCCCUGUCAAGCUAGUAGACCAGUAGUAGUACAGCUCCUCAGCCCUCAGUGCAAGAUUCAACCUGCUACAGUUCUCCUUGCUUCCGCAGUUAUCCUGCACAGAGGUUCGUUGUUCCUGUUGUUGGCAGGCCCUAUUGUGGUUGCUUUCCGUAAACAGCACCUCGAUCUGCUCCUCGGGCAGUCGCCAGAUUCGAUUGAUGCGGGGCGCUCUUGGAGCCAGGGGCUGUAAUUUUGUCAACAGCUUCCCGUACUCCCCCAUUCCCGACUUUGAUGAGGCUCUCCCAUUGUGAGAGCCACUGCGCCGGCCCCUUCCGCUUCAUCCCCUGCCUCCUCCCAUCCAAAGAUGCCAGCCGCGACGCUGCCUCCGCGCCGGCGCCGCGCCCGGCCGCCGUCGCCGAGGAGGAGCCGCCUCCGGUUCAGAAGAUAGAGGUGCCGGAAGCCGGAAAGGACGGCGACGCUGAGAAGCACGAGGAUGACGAGAAGGCGACGGCGCCGGCUAAGAGUUGCCUGAAGAGAACCAGCUGCGGCGAUGACAGGUGUGCCGACAAAGGCAAUGUAAAGUGGCUGGAUUUGCUGGGGAAAGAUCUGACAGAGAUUAAGGAGUACGAGCCAAGCGAAUGCGGAGACCUGCUUGACGACGGAGACGGCAUCUCGACAUGUGUUUGCGUUAUCCAAUGAGUCAAAGAAGAAUCCCGCUAAUUCUGGUGACGGGGAAAGAAGGGUGGUUCGCAUCGGCCAUGAUGCGUUCUUUCCGGUCGAUGGCCAGGGUGUCUUGUUGCUAACCUCCAUGAGCUCCGUCGAAGAUGCCCAAUUAGCUGUUGUGUUGUGUGUAAACCAGUCUCAUCAGUACAUGCCACUGUAUAUGCUUCGUAGCUUAGCCGUAGGUUUGUAUCAGUUUAUCAGGUCUAUGUGCAUCGGUUACUGGGUAGCAUAGACAGGAUGUAACCUUUUUGUAAAGCUUUUAUACUAGGGGAGAAAAAUGGCUUAGU